CACACACACAGGACAGAGCUCCCAAGUCACUUUACUACACUCGCUCACUCACUCAUUCACACAAAUCUCCCAUACUAUUGUCUCAAAGUGCCUCCAUCCAACUCUGAACUCCUUCAUCAUGCCUUCCCCCAGAGGAUCCAAAUCAAAAGCCAAACCUACACCCAAACGUACCAGGGAUGACGUUGUAAUCGAAGACCAAGACAUGUCAGAUGCGGAGUCCACCAGCUCCAAUUACACCAAACUGGAAAUCCAGGAGCUCAUUAAUAGUGCAAUCAAUCAGACAAUGCUCACUUUCGUGAAGAAAAUAGAGGAAGCCAUCGCACCCCUUACGAUCAUCACCACAAAACUACAGGACCUCGAAUCGAAAAUGCACACCUUAGAAGCACAGGUAGCUAAACUGGAGUCGAACAGCCCUUCCACACCUGUCCCGGACCGCCAUGAGGCUACAAAAGAGACGAUGGCAACUCUCACCGCCACCCUUCUAGAGAUGACCACAGCAAUGGGCAUCACCAGUUUUGACUUUGAUGAAGCAUUUCGCGUGGGCAAGGCUACAGCCGGGAAAGGACCACGUUCUGUCAUUGUAAAACUUCUCCGAUCACGUGACCAAGGGACACUUUUCGCCCAGAAAAAGCAACUUUACGCAAGCAAAACCGGGAAAUUCGCACAAGUUUACAUAAAUGAAGAUAUGACGAAAGAGGAACGUAAAACGGCUGGUGAGCUACGAGCGAAACUACGCGAACUGAAGGUCACCGACCCCACCACAAUGGGCACGAUUCGAAAGGACAUACUCACCACCAGAAAGGCCGGUGUCGUUGACAAGAAGUACAAGUGAACCCCCACUGGCAUCACCAUUAUCCCAUGAGGACGUCGGCCUACGAAGGAUCAGAUAAGCAUAAAUCCUAUUUCCAAUCUUUUGCUAAACAUUAUUUUCUUCAACGUAGAGAACUAUUAUAAUAUGUAUAGUUUAAGUGCACACGAUCUAUCUGCUUUUACUAACUCUGCUAUUGUUUGCCUCUCCGAAACCUGGCACACCCAAAACCCUGUCGUCGCUUCGCUAUUCCCGCAAUUGCUGCUGAUCGAGCAAAAAGCCAUAAAACCACCUGUCGGUCGCCCAAAAGGGGGGCUAAUUCUCCUCCUCAAUCUGAAAUUCUUCACGCUCAUCUCAACCCUCCUUACGACCGACUCAGCCAUCAUCAUUGAAGCUAAGUGCAGUCACACAGGCGCAUUAUACGUAAUAGGAAGCUUUUACUUUCCCCCAACCCGAGAAGGAGAACUCACCUUGAUGGACCACCUCAUAACCCUCGAGGAGAUCUUAGAAAAGCACCCCAACCAUCAUCAUAUCCUUGGUGGCGAUUUUAACGCCAGGAUAAGCUCACUGGGAUCACUCAUUAACUUACAUUCCCCAUGUCCCCAACUCCGGAAAUCUCAGGAUCAAAUCUCAACGCCCCGAGGUGAAACCGUAAUAAACUUUAUGACGGACAACGAUCUAGUAUGCGUAAAUGGACGAUUUGAAGGGGAUUUGAGUGGAGAAUUUACUUUCGUAUCCAAACAGGGAAAAAGUGUGAUUGACCUCGUUUUUUGUUCACCAACUAUCGCAGCUGUGACUCAUAGCUGUGGCACGCUCAGCGUCCCAAUAUCCCAUCACCACCCAUACAAACUCACAUGGCAAGGUUCUUCCCACCAGUACCAACUCCCUAUACCGCAUAUCAUUAAAUUCUCGAGGAAGAGUGGCAAAUACCAAGCAUUUCAGGAGACUUUGCAUACACACUGCACUGCACUACUUGCAUCACGCUCCAUCGCAUACCCCACCCUGGUUAACACUAUUACGGAUGUUGCACUCUCCACUGGCCUUGCUCGAUUUUAUGACAGCCUCUCACACAUACCCCAUAAACCAUGGUAUGACAAAGAAUGUCAUGUUUCCAACCGCUCUGUAAAAAUCUGCUUACACAACGCUAAACGCAAUAACUGGGACAUUCAUCAUACAGCCGCAUAUGUGACCUCCAAGCACUCUUACAAAGCCCUACUACGUGACAAAAAAAGGAAGCAGGCUUCACGGCUGAAACAACAACUCAAUAAUGCACUUCGUCAGCAAGACUUUUGGCAGGCAAUAAAACCUUUCCGCUCCACACCAUUUGUCCCUAACCUUAUUACGAACGAAAAAUGGAUUGAGUUUUAUGACACUCUCAUGCCUCCUCCUCCGACACACAAGGAAUCAUUCAUCGGUGUCACUCACCCUGACUUAGAUAUACCAAUCACUAUGCAAGAACUACAACGGGCCCUCUCAUCUCUUCCCGUCGGGAAGGCUCCUGGUACCGAUGGUAUACCCAAUGAGCUGCUUAAAGUCCUUCCAACCGAUGCUCUCCUCGUACUCCUUGAAUGUUUUAACGAAAUCUUUGCUUCCGAACAAACACCCGAAGAAUGAGGUUUCUCCAUCACCGUGAUGCUCCAUAAAAAAGGUGAUAAGCUGAACCCGAAUAAUUAUCGCCCUAUCGCUUUACUCAAUUCACUCCUUAAACUUUUCACCCACAUAAUAUGCCACCGACUCACCAAAUGGGCUAAUGAAUGUCAUAUCCUCCCCGAGUCACAGUGCGGCUUUCGGGCCGGUCGUGGUUGCGAUGACCAAAUCUUCACCCUCACUUCCGCCAUCACAAUUGGAACGCGAGGGAAACGGGCAUCAGUCUUCGGAUUAUUCAUAGACUUUGCGCGGGCCUUCCCUUCCAUCCCACAUGACAAACUAUGGAAUAAGUUGCAUACUAUAGGAGUCAGCGGUAAAAUCAUCCGCUUACUACAAUCCUUAUACAGCAAUGCAUCUACAAAAAUCCGUCUCCAGGAUGCAUACUCCUCCCCUAUUGCAAUUACAACCGGUUUAUUACAAGGAGAAAUUUUGAGCCCUCUUCUGUUCAGCCUCUAUACUUGCGAUAUCGAAGAAAUCUUGUCCAACCUCGACGUUUCCGGAGUCAAAAUCAGCCCAUCCCUCACUAUACACCUACUCAUGUAUGCUGACGAUACUAUUGUCCUGAGCUCUACUUGUGACGGACUACGCAUGAAGAUCCGCGCACUGCAAAAAUACUUCGCCCAGCUAUCCCUAAAUGUCCACCUUGCCAAAACCAAGGUCAUCGUAUUCCGACGCAAUGGCGGCCGGCUACCCAAAGGAACAACUUUCACCUACAAUGGAGAACCGAUCGAAAUCGUCAACCAGUAUACGUACCUGGGGGUCCCGUUUUCAUCUUCUGGGGUCUUCUGCAAAGCUGCGAAACACUUCAAGCAGAAAGGUUUAACCGCUUUAGGAGCCACUUGGUCCAUUCUAACCCGUUCCCGCCUCGAAGCAAUGCAAAAGAAAUUCAAUUUGUUUUCCGCCCUCGUCACCUCUACGGCCCUAUACGGGGCCCACCUCUGGGGUUUACGCUAUUUGGAGGAAAUUGAGAAAACUCAGUACCAAUUCCACCGUCGUUUACUUAGCUUACCGCACGGUACCCCAUCUUACGCGAUGCGCUUAGAACUUAACCGACCCCCACUAAGUAUUCGAGUCGCCCACCAAACCCUGCGCUACUUACGUAAGGUGAUGCAGCAUGAGGAAGAUCGCUACACAUCUCAAUGCCUCUCGACUCUGCAAAUACUAGUUGCAGAAGAACCAGAUGACGACAUGAAUUGGCUCAACCAAAUUAAAUCCUGGAUUGGCCCGUUCGCUGGAGAUUAUGACUGGUCACAAAAUCAUCUUGCUGAUCUCACCAGCCUCAUCCAUCAUUCCACCAAAGCUAUGACCCAAGCAGCACUAGAAGCUGACAUCACCCGUACUUCACUCUCGCAAAGGUUUAGCUACUACUCCCGCCUACUCGCGGAUCCACCAAGUCAAGCGCCAUACGUCAACCUCCCCAUUCCAUUACCAGCAUUGCGAAUAAUAGCACAGUGCAGACUAGGACAGGGCCGUUACUCCACACCAUUCGGGAUGAUUAAGCUCAACUAUGAUGAAGAAUGUGAUAUAUGUAACCAACGCGCAUUAAACUCCCUGUCCCACAUUCUCUUACACUGCCCACUACAUAUGCAAGCUCGGUCAGCAUUCUUUAGUCACCAAGCACGUCAUCCUGCUGACAUUUACCAAAUUCUUAACCCAACCUCCAAAUUGGAAGCUCUCCGUCUCUCAAGAUUUAUCAUAACAUGCCUAAACCAAAUAAUGGAGAUUUCAUCUGCCUGAGCAUAACCCAGUGCUUCUCAGUUUCCUCGCCACCGCUGAGCGUAAACCAACACUGAAAAACUCGCCCCUUGUUCUGAGUCUCACCCAAUCAGCAAACAGCAAACACCCAUCGUCUUUACACCACCGUGUACAGCAGUAUGGAAACCAAACGCUACACUGCCGUCUUUUGCAUUCUAUCUCUGGUAUGCCUCCUUGGCCUCCUCCCCCCGACGAGAGGGCGCCCAACGGGGGCGCAACCAGAUGCCCAAGCAUGGUCUGCAGCAGAAAUUGUCGACACAGCCGGGGACGUGAUGGAAGGCAUCGGUACUUUCCUUCACCAGAUUCGAACCCUGUGGAGCGACAAGGCCAACACGACACUCAGACUCCCUAAAUACGGCGAUGAUCAUCUCUGGAUGGAAUACCUACAAAUGGACGUGGUUGACGCAUUUUUAUCAAACAAGACCUUCACACUUACCGAGCAAAAGCUGAAAGAUGAUAACCUCCUACUAAACUUAUACGCUGGCUCUCCACUCUAUCCAAUCCCUCACCCUGAUUUUCCUCACCCUUCUUGCGGCUGUCAAAUUUGCACGGGACACUUUCUACGGGGGCCCCACACCCACCCAACCAGUGCCCCACCAACCCAUCGCUGCCACGACCACCCCCCAGGCCCCAAACUCUGAGCAACUCCAAGCACAAAUUCGACGUCUAAAACGGCCACGACAUGAGGACGACCAGCCAGAGACAUCGACCUUGUGUCAGCCCCCCCAAUUGAACAUGUCAUUUUCCACCACCGCCCAAGUACUCGGGCCCCGCCCCUUCCGCGUGGCCCCACCUGACCCACCCAGGCCAUUCUCCAUCUCAUCACCCAACCCCUUCCGAUGCUAACUGGACCCCCCCCCCCCACCGCCACGACCAACAACUUGUGCCAUAAAACAAUAGCAGCUUUCCAAUCCUUUCUAUACUUCCACUCUUCUAUUCUCUACCAAUAUAAGAUUAUCCGCAAUUAGUUAAUUAAUUGAAAUAUUUAAAUUUAUUAUUUUUCACUCAGACACGCAUUCCACUCCCUUCUCCACAACUAACCCUCUUCCGUACACUCCACGCAGUAAACAAAAUGCAUAUAAAUAAAAAUUGGAAUUCACAUUGUCAACAAUUUUAUGCCUAGUAAUUAAGCAAUUUUAGUAUUACAAUUAUUACCUUUAACCAUUAUACGCUCCUUUAUAGGCCCGAGUGGCCAAGAAAAAGGAUUAAUAAAAUUCAUAUUCAUAUUCAUAUUCAUAUGUAUGUGCACACAGGUAAUGACUUCUCAUAAUUGUACAUAAGACUCGAGACGAAUUUAUUAAUUAUUUAUAAGCCCACGAGCUAUAAUGAUUUCUGAAUUUUACAAUAAAUAAUCAAAGGAUACUUAGCAAGGGCCGUCUGUCCAAAUACUUAACAAAGCAAUUAGAAUGCAAACUAAACUAAUUAUAAGUAUAAUAAUUAUGUAUGUACAUGUGCACAUAUACACAUAAGCAUAUACAUUUAUAAUGCCGGAUACUAAUGAGUACUUUAAACUAUUCACUUAUGUAAGCCUUCAGUCUUAUGUCUUAUGAAUCAUGCUAUUACGUAGUACAUAUUUAACGGAUUUGAUAUAAAGCUUCAAGCUGUAUAAAAUUUGGCUGGACUUUAUCAAAUUUUCUAAAUGACGUACAUAUGAAUGUACAAAUUUAACUCAAGUCAAUUAAAUAUGCAAAAAUGUCUUAUAUAUACUUUUUGAUGCAGACUUGUAACCUUAAAUUGUGCAUUCAAUUUUCUGGGAAGUUACUACUGCAUAUAAGUAUCUGUAUGAGUAUUAAUAAUCAAUAAGCAGCUACUAAUCGUAAGAUAUAAGUAGAUUGCAAAAUUAAAUAUGCACUUCCAAGUAUAGAAAAAUCGUCAUCGUGUUUUCCUUAUCAUCGCAACACCAAUUACCGCAAAAUGAAGACUUCCUUGAAUCUUAGGCUUAAAAACCACAAGACAUCCGUUCUUUCUUCUUUAUUUGUACAUUAUGUUUUGCAGUCAAGACGUAUGUAGUGUAACUUGAUAUUUUAAAUGAAACACAUAUUUCCGUACCAUAAAUAUAGUUUUUCAUAAAAAUAAACGUCCAGUAACCAUGAUUAAGAAACUAUCCAGCUCCCUUUCUUCACGAAAACCUAAAAAACCUCCGAUAACUCACAACCAGUCAAAUGUAAUCGGGGCAAAUUUUCUGGGUGACAUUGAAGUCGUGAGAUAUUAUUUAAAAAAGAAGUCUGAACAAGUUUUCCUAUCCUACAAAGCAGACACGGCCGAGAUUAGUUUAAAGUUGAGUAAAACUGGGAAAAUUGAUUGUGCAGUGAGCCUCUACGAAAUUAAGGAAAUACGACCUGGAAAAAAUUCUAAAGAUUUUGAGCGUUGGGCAGUUGAGACGAAAAAAGUGGAUCCUUGCAAUUGCUUUGUAAUCUUUUAUGGGACUGAAUUUCGACUGAAAACUUUGUCAGUCGUUGUCGACAACAGAAAGGAUGCCGAAAAUUGGAUAAAAUGCUUAGAUUAUUUGAUUGACAUUAGACGGUCCGAUUUUUAUUUAACCAAAUUGGACGUUUGGAUGUUAAAAGAAUAUGAAUCAUUUUGUAGUCAUAAAGGGUUGACAUUAAAGCAACUGAGAUCUCUUACACUUCGGAUAAAUUAUAAAAUAUCCAUUGGAAAAUUGGGGGAACAGUUUAGAAAAUUUCAGCUGGAAGAUGGGAAACUUGAGUUAUCCGGAUUUAUGCAAAUCAUGGCUGGUUUCAUUCAUGACCAGCAGAUUUACACAGAUUGUUUCGGGAAAUACUCGCUAGGACCUAAGAUUCUACUCACCGAGUUUGAGGAAUUUUUAAAAAAAGAGCAGCACGAAAGAAAUGCUUCGGAAUAUAAUUCAUUUUUUAGAGACUUUUCAAAAACUAUGUCCGGAAGUAGGAAGGCAAUUCCUUAUCUGACAAGCAAUGAGGCAGUGAAUUUCCUUUUCUCCAAACAAAACCAGCUUUACAAUCCAAAAAAUUGUGCCUCACAAGACAUGACCCGUCCGUUGUCGCAUUAUUGGAUUGCGUCGUCUCACAACACGUAUUUAACGGGAGACCAAUUAUCAUCGGAAUCAUCAUUAGAAGCAUAUGCACGAUGUCUCAGGCAAGGGUGCCGAUGUAUUGAAUUGGAUUGUUGGGAUGGUGACGGAAUGCCAGUUAUUUAUCACGGACGAACAUUAACAACUAAAAUUUGCUUUCUGGACGUAAUCAAGACCAUUCGUGAUCAUGCAUUUGUCACUUCACCGUAUCCAGUCAUUAUCUCGGUUGAAAAUCACUGCAGUGUAAAACAACAACGAAUUAUGGCCAAGAAAUUUGAGGAAAUAUUUGGCCGAAUGUUAAUCAGCAGCCCAAUUUUUAAGGAUGAAACAAAUCUCCCAUCACCAGAAAGUUUAAAAGGGAAAAUUAUCCUUAAAUGUAAAAAGUUGCCGAAAGACGACCAUGAAAUUAUAGAGUCUGCCCCAGUCGAGAAGGAUAAAGGGUUAGAUUUAUGCGAUACUGUAAAAAAUGGCAGAAUGUUCCUUCAAAAUGGCGCAAACCAUUGGGAGCCCUAUUUCUUUGCAUUGACGGAUGACAAGUUGAUUUACACGGAAAUUGACAAAGAAAUUGACGAGACUGAUGCGAGAAAGUCGACAAAUUUGAGCGGAGAAGAUUUGCAUUUCUCGAAAAGAUGGUAUCAUGGAAGAAUUCAGGGUGGAUUAAGGGUGGCAGAGGAAAGAGUCAAGAAGUUUGGCGUGGAGGGAUCUUUUUUAGUCCGUCCAAGCGAUACAAUGCCUGGAGAUUUUUCUCUCUGCUUUUUAUCGCAAGGAAAAGCACAUCACCUCAGAAUAAAAAGCAACCCUGAGCAGACACGUUUUUAUCUCGUUCCAUCCAAAUCCUUUGACAGUUUGUACUCUUUGAUUUCAUACUAUCGUCAAAAUCCACUCGACACAAAGGACUUUUAUGUUGAACGCUUUACAAAACCUGUCCCGCAGCCGGAACGGCAUGAAAGUCAACCGUGGUUUUACCCCAAUCCAAAAUACCCAGAUUCAAUGGAUAGAAAUGCGGCGGAGUAUAUUUUACAACGGGUUCCAUUAAAUGGUGCGUUUUUGGUGAGAUACGCUGGUGAACCUGGACCAGGGGGAAGAUUUGUUAUUUCUUUCAGAAUUGAGAAGCAAAUCAAACACUGUCGAAUAAAAGAAGAGGGCCGAUUGCUGGUUGUAAAUUCUACCCAAAAAUUUGAAAGUGUGGACAAGCUUGUAGAAUUUUACUAUACACAUUCAUUCUACAAAGGUCUCAAGUUAAAACAUCCAAUUAAUGAGGAAUUGAUAAAGUUCUCACAGACUGUGGAGGACCCUGAAAGCAAAGUCUACUCUCAUCCAGAUUAUCUCGACACAAAUAUUCCCCAAGUCCAAGUCCGUGCAAUUUGCUGUUUCUCUCCAUCAUCGUCCGGAGACUUGGUUGGUGUCCCAGAUCCAGAUAAAUUAGUACAAUUUGAUAAAGACGAUAUAAUCACCAACGUCACAAAACAUGAUGGUCGAUGGUGGCAAGGAGAUUGCGGAAAAAUUCUGCAAGGCUAUUUUCCUCAUGAUUACGUUGAAGAAAUCGAACAUGCAGACUCUCCAUUUGGCGAGCUGCAAAAAGGUUCGGUUGUUCUGGGGAAAUCGGACAUAGAAAAAUCAAACGAUGAAAACUUUGGAUACAUAAUUCGCGUUUGGAGUGCAAGUAAUCCGUUACCGUUUAAAGCAGCGGUCAAAACCAUGCGAGAAGCUAAGGAAUGGCAGGAAGCGAUUAAUUUUGUAUUUGUUAAGAGUAGUAGUAAGAUAACCCACUACGAUAAAAUCCAAAAAAAGAACAAGAUCGCUAACGAAUUUUCGAAUUUGAUAAUUUACUGUUGUGCUGUACCCAAAGUCUCGCCAGAAAUUAUCAGAAGCAGAGGCAGGAUUUUUAACGAGAUGGCAAGUUUUUCAGAAAUUGCUGCGGAAAAACAAAUGUCCGAAGAUCCAAUGUUUUAUGUGUGGUAUCAUGAGGUUCAGUUAAGUCGAGUGUAUCCAAAGGGCCAGAGAGUGGACUCUUCGAAUUAUUAUCCAAAUAAAUUCUGGGUUUAUGGUUGUCAAAUGGUGGCUUUAAAUUAUCAAAAGCCAGAUAAACCCCUCCAAUUAAAUCACGGUCUUUUUAGACAAAACGGUCAAUGUGGCUAUGUUUUAAAGCCGGAUUUUAUGUUUAAGAAAAACUUUGAUCCGUCAAAAGUUAAGGAACUAGUGGUCAAUGGAAUAAAACCAGUGAAUCUCAAAAUUACAGUCAUUGCAGCCCGUCAUCUCUCAAGAUCUGGAAAUAAACCAAUUUCCAAUCCAUUUGUGGAAAUUGAAAUUUAUGGAGCAGAUUUUGAUUGUCAAAGUGUUAAAACCAACAAAGUCGUAGCCGAUAACGGAUUGACUCCGUUUUGGAAUGAAAAAUUUGCAAUGACAGUACAAAACCCACCUUUAGCUCUGAUCCGAUUCGGUGUAAUGGAUGUGGAUUCAUUUGGUGAUACAUAUUUCUUGGGACAAGCAACAUACCCGGUGACUUGUAUUCUUCAAGGAUAUAGAAGCGUCCCGUUAGAAAAUGGAUUUGGAGAAAGUCUUUUGUCAGCUCUUUUAAUUCAUUUAGAGAUUUGUUAAUCGAAAUAAAGUUUUGGUACAAACAA
This is a messenger RNA of Folsomia candida, 9883 nucleotides long. RefSeq names its product 1-phosphatidylinositol 4,5-bisphosphate phosphodiesterase gamma-1-like. Gene Ontology annotation, molecular function: phosphatidylinositol-4,5-bisphosphate phospholipase C activity; protein binding. Gene Ontology annotation, biological process: positive regulation of epithelial cell migration; phosphatidylinositol-mediated signaling; lipid metabolic process. The transcript has 23 exons. Lineage: Eukaryota; Metazoa; Arthropoda; Collembola; Entomobryomorpha; Isotomidae. The record is from RefSeq and is a predicted model, not a curated record. Bases 6300 to 9857 code for a protein of 1185 amino acids.